AUGUCUCUUCCUAACGUUGGCAGUACCCUUGACUCCAAUAUCCCACGUCCCGUCACCUACGCCGUUGUGUCUCUCCUUUCCGUCGCCCUAUACAACGUCUCGGAGCUAACGUUCCUCCUCUUCCUGACUUUCAAACGCCGCAAGGGACUAUAUUUCUGGAGUUUCUUUUUUGCGACAUGGGGCAUAGCAUUCUACGCUAUAGGCUUCAUUCUCAAAGACUUCCGACUUGCAACCUCUAUCCCUGCUUUCUACGUGACUCUGAUAGUUUUCGGCUGGUCUGCCAUGGUUACGGGCCAGUCAAUGGUCCUGUACUCUCGCCUCCAUCUGAUCCUACAUAAUCAAACCGUUCUGCGCCUAGUUCUGGGCAUGAUCAUCUUCAACGCCAUCGUCUUGCACAUUCCGACUAUAGUCUUGUGCUACGGUGCAAACUCUAUACAAUACCAGAACCAAUUCGCAUUCCCAUAUGCCGUGUACGAAAGGAUACAGGUUUCGAUUUUUUUCGCUCAAGAAUUCUUAAUCUCAAGCAUCUACAUGUAUGAGACCUGGAGGUUAUUGCGUACAGGAGGCGUAUUGGACCGGGAUCAUCAGCAGCCACGACGGAGGCUUAUGCUCCAUCUGAUGUACGUGAACGUCAUUGUGGUAUUAUUGGACACCGCAAUAUUGGUACUUCAGUUUACGGGCCGGUAUGCCUCGCAGACUGCAGCCAAGGGGUUGAUCUACAGUGUGAAACUGAAGCUGGAAUAUGAUAUUUUGAACCAGUUGGUGAAGUUUGCGCAGAGAGGAAGCGACCUCAGUUCUUCGCAUGAUUAUGGGGACGAGGCUUGUUUCACUGAGCACAGAGAGGGAAGACGAGACAGUCAUGUCGAUGUGGUGAAUCAUCGCCGGCGGUGUUCCUGUCCUUGGAAUAUCUUCGUUAGGAAGAGUGAGCGCGAAUUUGGUCGACCAGCUGAAAAUAGGCCAUGUCGAACGCUCACCGAACGAAGUGUUAUCCUGAGAAAAAUCCAGGACAUACAUAGCCGUACAGACUUCUAUUGGGCAAAGGAGAGGGGUACGCAAAACUAA
Messenger RNA from Aspergillus terreus NIH2624, 1062 nucleotides. RefSeq lists its product as uncharacterized. NCBI's taxonomy places the organism in Eukaryota, Fungi, Ascomycota, Eurotiomycetes, Eurotiales, Aspergillaceae. The coding region runs from base 1 to 1062 and encodes 353 amino acids. The record is from RefSeq and is a predicted model, not a curated record. The transcript is spliced from 4 exons.